Fragaria vesca subsp. vesca is the source of this 777-nucleotide messenger RNA. Its product is annotated as F-box/FBD/LRR-repeat protein At3g52680-like. The record is from RefSeq and is a predicted model, not a curated record. The transcript has 4 exons. Bases 1 to 777 code for a protein of 258 amino acids. Lineage: Eukaryota; Viridiplantae; Streptophyta; Magnoliopsida; Rosales; Rosaceae.
AUGGCUAAGCUCUUCUCUAGCUGCCCGGUACUUGAAGACUAUGUUGCACAAGUACGGGCACGGGACACGGAUACGGUGAAGACACUCAGAAUAUGUUCCGAUGAUGAUAGUAAUGGUCGGUACAACUAUUUGAUUAACUGCCCAAAGCUUGAAAACCUUACUCUGAUGGGGAACUAUUCACAAAAGUAUCACUUGGGGAAAGCAGAAUCCCUACUCAAAGCCAGUAUUGAGCUACUUCAUUGUGUUGAUUUAGAUCCUCGCUUUUCUCAGGUUACUUCAGUUGUGGCAGGGGUAUCCAGUGUCAGAUUUUUGAUUUUAUCAGCUCAUUGUUUCAAUGUCGAUUCUCUACCUGCUUUUGACAAUUCAAUCGAAUUGAAGCUGGUAAUUCACAAAUGCUUUUCCUGGGAGUUGCUGACGGAGUUUCUUAACAGAUCACCUCUUCUGCAGUGUCUUGUCUUGGAACAUAGUGCUACUAGCUGCAAAGGAAAAUAUUCUGAGCCAGAAUCAGACUCAAUACCUGAAGGACCAAAGCCGCGAUGGCAUGCACCGGAGCUUGUGCCUAGUUGCUUAAUGUCAAACCUUGAGACUGUCUCCAUUGAGGGAUUCAAGGGACAACAGGACACAAUGGAAGUGGCGAAGUAUUUCUUGAGGAACUCUGAAGUUCUGAAGAAGAUGACAAUCUCUUCAGAUCCUUUGCGUGCAAAAAAGCAGACCUUGUACAAAAAGCUUCGAAAGGUUCCAAGAGUUUCAGAGGCUUGCAGGGUUGAUUUUGUCUAG